This is a messenger RNA of Sungouiella intermedia, 1962 nucleotides long. The record is from the annotation of a GenBank genome assembly. NCBI's taxonomy places the organism in Eukaryota, Fungi, Ascomycota, Pichiomycetes, Serinales, Metschnikowiaceae.
AUGUCGAAAGCUAUUGGAAUUGACUUGGGAACCACAUACUCUUGUGUAGCCCACUUUACUAAUGACAGAGUUGAAAUUAUCGCUAAUGAUCAGGGUAACAGAACUACUCCCUCUUAUGUGGCAUUCACAGACACUGAGAGAUUGAUUGGAGAUGCAGCCAAGAACCAGGCAGCCAUGAAUCCUGUCAACACUGUGUUUGAUGCUAAGAGACUCAUUGGUAGAAAGUUUAGCGACCCUGAAGUUCAAGAAGAUCUCAAGCACUUUCCUUUCAAGGUUAUUGAUAAGGGAGGCAAGCCAAUGAUCCAGGUGGAGUUUAAGGGUGAAACUAAGGUUUUUUCUCCCGAGGAAAUUUCUUCCAUGAUCUUAGGUAAGAUGAAGGAGACUGCUGAAAGUUACUUGGGUGGAGAAGUUAAGGACGCAGUUGUCACUGUUCCAGCUUACUUCAACGAUUCACAGAGACAAGCAACCAAGGAUGCCGGUUUGAUUGCUGGUUUGAACGUUUUGAGAAUCAUUAACGAGCCAACUGCAGCCGCAAUUGCAUAUGGUUUGGACAAGAAGAACCAGAGUGUUGGAGAAAAGCACGUUUUGAUUUUCGACUUGGGUGGUGGUACCUUUGACGUUUCUUUGUUGGCCAUCGAUGAAGGAGUUUUCGAGGUGAAGGCCACCGCCGGAGACACUCACUUGGGUGGUGAAGACUUUGACCACAGAUUGGUUAACCACUUUGUCCAAGAGUUCAAGAGAAAGAACAAGAAGGAUCUUUCGACUAACCAGAGAGCCUUGAGAAGAUUGAGAACCUCAUGCGAGAGAGCAAAGAGAACUUUGUCAUCCUCUGCCCAGACGUCAAUUGAGAUCGACUCUUUGUACGAGGGAAUCGACUUUUACACCUCUAUUACCAGAGCCAGAUUCGAGGAAUUGUGUGCUGAUUUGUUCAGAUCUACGCUUGAACCUGUCGAGAAGGUGUUGAAAGAUGCCAAGUUGGACAAAUCUCAGGUUGACGAGAUUGUUCUUGUUGGUGGUUCCACUAGAAUCCCAAAGAUUCAGAAGUUGGUGUCUGACUUCUUUAACGGAAAGGAGCCAUGUAAGUCCAUCAAUCCUGAUGAGGCUGUUGCUUACGGUGCUGCUGUCCAGGCUGCUAUCUUGACUGGUGACACGUCAUCCAAGACUCAAGACUUGUUGUUGUUGGAUGUUGCACCAUUGUCAUUGGGUAUUGAGACUGCUGGUGGUGUUAUGACUAAAUUGAUUCCAAGAAAUGCCACCAUUCCUACGAAGAAGUCAGAAACCUUCUCUACGUAUGCAGAUAACCAGCCUGGUGUUUUGAUUCAAGUCUUUGAAGGUGAGAGAGCCAGAACCAAGGACAACAACUUGUUGGGUAAGUUCGAAUUGUCUGGUAUUCCACCAGCUCCAAGAGGUGUUCCACAGGUUGAGGUCACCUUCGACAUUGAUGCCAACGGUAUCUUGAAUGUUUCUGCUUUGGAGAAGGGUACUGGUAAGACUCAAAAGAUUACCAUCACCAACGACAAGGGUAGAUUGUCCAAGGAGGAUAUCGAAAGAAUGGUCUCUGAGGCCGAAAAAUUCAAGGAGGAGGACGAGAAGGAAGCCGGCAGAAUCCAAUCUAAGAACACUUUGGAGUCUUACGCUUAUUCUUUGAAGAACACGAUCAAUGAUGGUGAAAUGAAGGACAAGAUCGAUGCUGAAGACAAAGAGAAGUUGAGCAAGGCUGUUGAAGAAACCAUUGCUUGGUUGGACGACUCUCAUGCUGCCUCUAAGGAAGAAUACGACGAAAGACACAAGGAAUUGGAGUCUGUUGCUAACCCUAUCAUCUCUAAGGCAUACCAGGGUGCUGGUGGCGCUCCAGGUGGUGCUGCAGGUGCUGGUGGCUUCCCAGGUGCUGGUGGUUUCCCAGGCGGAAAUGCUGGAUCUGGCGGUGACUCCUCCGGCCCAACUGUUGAAGAGGUCGACUAA